Messenger RNA from Sinocyclocheilus anshuiensis, 9855 nucleotides. RefSeq names its product chromodomain-helicase-DNA-binding protein 6-like. Lineage: Eukaryota; Metazoa; Chordata; Actinopteri; Cypriniformes; Cyprinidae. Gene Ontology annotation, molecular function: ATP binding; protein binding. The transcript has 38 exons. Bases 100 to 8847 code for a protein of 2915 amino acids. The record is from RefSeq and is a predicted model, not a curated record.
CCCUCUAAUUUUUUUAUGCAUUUUUCUAAACUGUCAUGGCGUUUAGUGUCCUUGGAAAUAAAUGCGGAGAGAGGAACACGUAGGUUUUUACGCUAACUGAUGUCCGGAGCCGGCGUGUCCAGACGCAGACACAAAGAUCAAGAAAAAAUGAAAAUACAAAAGAAGGACAAGCAGAUGUCUGCCUCCCAUGUACUAAAGCACACUCCAUCCGCUGCUGCCUCGAAUGCCUCUGACCAAAACGCACAAACUACAUUUCCCAUCGGCCACUUGGGCAAAGAACAAUUACGGAUCAUCGGAGGGCCGCCCAAUCACUGCAUGGCUCACCCAAAGCACUCUGGGUUACGGGAGGCAGGGUCUGCGGCCAGCAGUCACAGUCUCUGCCCUUUAUCAAUCAACAGCGAGGAGGAUGAUGGAGGGGGCGGGGCCAGGAUGAAGAAGAAACGAAGGAAAAAAGACAAAAAGGAGUCAGAGUGGCACAGAGAUGAAGAGAGCAACGCUAAACCAAAGAGAAGGGAGCAAAAGGAAGCGAAGGAGCUUCUUCCGAGAAAGUCAAAGGCAGCGAAGGAACAAAAGGAUUAUAAGAAGAGGGAGCCAAAAGCCCAAAAAGAAGUAAAAAAAGUCAAGAAAAGUCAAGAUGUGAAAGUGAAAACACAGGCCAAGAACACUGCAACACAUCCGCCCUCCAAAAGAGGGAGGAAGCCAAAAGAGCAGGGUGCCAUGCCUCCGGAGAAGAAGAAGAAGGGAAAGAGGAAAAGUGAUGCUGUACUUGAGAUGGUGGAGAGUGAUGACACAACCUCUCUCAGCACGCUCGCCACUGGCGGUGAGGAAAGCAUCGACCCUAUGGAUAACACUAAGAGGCGAUCAGGGCGUCAAGUGAAGCGACGGAAGUAUAACGAAGAUCUUGAUUUCAAGGUCGUGGAUGAUGAUGGGGAGACCAUCGCCGUGUUGGGCUCGGGCCGAAUUGCUGCCAUGUCUUCCUCUACCCUCGCCUGGCAGGCUGAGGAACCCCCUGAAGAUGAGGCCAAUAUCAUUGAGAAAAUACUCUCAGCACGAACGGUCAAGAAAGAGACAUCCCCUGACGAACCACCUGAAGAGAUGGAGGAGUUUUACGUCAAGUACAGAAAUUUCUCCUAUCUGCACUGUAAAUGGGCGACCUUGGAGGAACUGGAGAAGGACCCACGCAUUGGCCAAAAAAUCAAGCGCUUCAGAAACAAGCAGGCGCAAAUGAAGCAUAUUUUCACAGAGCUGGAUGAAGACCUGUUUAAUCCAGAUUAUAUUGAAGUUGAUCGGGUUUUAGAGAUUGCUAUCACCACAGAUACAGAAACUGGAGAGGAAGUUACACACUACCUGGUGAAGUGGUGCUCUUUGUCAUAUGAGGAGAGUACUUGGGAGCUUCAGGAAGAUGUUGACCCUGUGAAAAUCAGAGAGUUUGAAGAUCUCAAGGAAAUUCCAGAUAUCAAGCAUGUGGAAAGGCCUCUGCCCGAACAGUGGCAAAAACUGGAGAAGUCCAGAGAGUACAGGAAUGGAAACCAGCUGCGUGAAUACCAGUUAGAGGGAAUGAACUGGCUCCUUUUCAACUGGUACAACAGGAAAAACUGUAUUCUGGCUGAUGAGAUGGGGCUGGGGAAGACCAUCCAGUCCAUCACGUUCCUCUAUGAGAUUUAUCUCAUGGAUCUGAGAGGACCCUUCCUCAUCAUCGCCCCGCUCUCCACCAUCACCAACUGGGAGAGAGAGUUCCGCACAUGGACUGAAAUGAACGUCAUCGUCUAUCACGGCAGCCAGAUCAGUCGGCAGAUGAUCCUGCAGUAUGAGAUGUACCACCGGGAUGAACAGGGAAACAUCGUGUCUGGCCAGUUUAAGUUUCAUGGAAUCAUCACUACAUUUGAAAUGAUAAUGGCUGACUGUCCAGAGCUGAAGAAGAUUAACUGGCGCUGUGUGGUGAUCGACGAGGCCCAUCGCCUAAAAAACCGCAACUGUAAACUGCUGGAGGGACUCAAACUCAUGAACCUGGAACAUAAAGUCCUUCUCACAGGAACCCCUUUGCAGAACUCAGUUGAGGAACUCUUCAGUCUGCUUAACUUUCUCGAACCCUCACAGUUCCCUUCCGAGACCACUUUCCUGGAGGAGUUUGGAGACCUGAAGACAGAAGAGCAGGUAAAGAAACUGCAAGCCAUUCUGAAGCCCAUGAUGUUGAGGAGACUGAAGGAUGACGUGGAGAAGAAUCUGGCCCCUAAAGAGGAGACAAUCAUUGAGGUGGAGCUCACUAAUAUUCAGAAGAAGUACUACCGCGCCAUUCUGGAGAAAAACUUUGCCUUCCUUGCCAAGGGAGCAAACCAGCACAACAUGCCCAACCUCAUCAACACAAUGAUGGAGCUUCGCAAGUGCUGCAAUCACCCAUACCUCAUUACAGGUGCUGAAGAAAAGAUCCUUGAGAGCUUCAAGAAAACCUACAGUUCUGAUGCUGUAGAUUUUCAGCUGCAGGCAAUGAUCCAGGCCGCUGGUAAACUAGUACUUAUUGACAAGUUGCUGCCCAAGCUGCUGGCCGGAGGACAUAAAGUGCUGGUGUUUUCCCAGAUGGUCCGGUGCCUGGAUAUACUGGAGGACUACCUCAUUCAGAGGAGCUGUACACGAGCAGGAGGUCUGGGCAUCAACCUCACCGCCGCUGACACCUGUAUUAUAUUUGACUCAGACUGGAACCCGCAGAAUGACUUGCAGGCUCAAGCUCGCUGCCACCGGAUCGGUCAAAGCAAAGCAGUGAAAGUAUAUCGCCUUAUUACACGAAACUCAUACGAGAGGGAGAUGUUUGACAAGGCCAGUCUGAAACUGGGAUUGGACAAGGCUGUUCUGCAGGACAUCAACCGCAAGGGCAGUCUCAAUGGGGUUCAGCAGCUCUCUAAGAUGGAGGUGGAAGAUCUUCUCAGGAAGGGAGCGUACGGGGCGCUUAUGGAUGAGGAAGAUGAGGGCUCUAAAUUUUGUGAAGAGGAUAUUGAUCAGAUCCUGCAGCGACGCACGCAGACUAUCACAAUCCAGUCUGAGGGGAAGGGAUCAACUUUUGCCAAGGCUAGCUUUGUGUCUUCAGGGAACCGUACAGACAUCUCUCUGGAUGAUCCAAACUUCUGGCAGAAGUGGGCCAAAAUUGCUGAACUCGAAAUUGACUCCAAGGCAGAAAAGGAGAGUCUGGUGAUCGACACCCCUCGCGUAAGGAAGCAGACGCGUCACUAUAACUCGUUUGAGGAUGAUGAACUGAUGGAGUUCUCUGAACUGGACAGCGACUCAGAAGAACGACCCUGUCGCACAAGACGUCUCAGCGAUCGCAACAGACGCUACCUCCGAGCGGAGUGCUUCAGAGUGGAGAAAAACCUUCUCAUUUUCGGGUGGGGUCGCUGGAAGGAUAUUCUCAAUCAUGGGCGUUUUAAAUGGCACCUGACGGAGCGAGACAUGGAGGUGCUGUGCAGGGCACUUCUAGUCUACUGUGUUUGCCAUUAUAAGGGAGACGACAAAAUUAAGAGCUUCAUUUGGGAUCUGAUCACACCCACUAAAGACGGACACAAUCAAGCACUACAAAACCACUCAGGUCUGUCUGCUCCUGUCCCACGGGGUCGUAAAGGCAAGAAGCUGAAGAACCAGUUGAGUCCACCUGAGCUGAAGAAUGCAGACUGGCUGGUCCACUGUAACCCAGAGGUUGUGCUUCAGGAUGACAGCUACAAGAAACAUCUCAAACAACACUGCAACAAGGUGCUACUGAGGGUGCGGAUGCUGUACUAUCUGAAGGUCGAAGUGCUGGGGGAGGCUGCUAAUCAGGCUCUUGAAGGGAUCCCAGCCAGUAAACUGGAGGUAACCCUGCCUGAUAUUGACUACAUUGAGAUCCCUACAAUAUGGUGGGAUGCUGAAGCGGAUAAAUCGCUGCUUAUUGGAGUUCACAAACAUGGGUAUGAGCGGUAUAACGCCAUGCAUGCAGACCCUGCUCUGUGUUUCCUGGAGCGAGUGGGUAUGCCUGAUGUCACUGCAUUGACGGUAGAGCAAAGUGGAGCAGAAACUGCUUCAGAUGUACCUGAUAGUAUCAGCAAGAGUGAUGAAAUCAAAGAGGAGAACGACAUUAAGUCUGAGGAAUUAGAAGAGAAAGUAGAGAUCAAGGAGGAACCCAUGUCAGAGGAAACAGGGAAAAAUUACAAUGCAGUGACAGGGGGAUUUAUAGGAUCUCUCGCAGCAGACCUUGUUGCAGAAUUGAUGGAGCAGGGACGGAUACAGUGGCCGGCAGGCUCAGCUCUUACAGCACGUCUGCGGCGCCUCAUUACUGCCUAUCAGCGUUAUACACGCCGUGAACCGCUUCGUCAUGAUUUCCUCUUACACGAGGGAAUUGCACCUGUGGCUUGGCAAAUAGGAGAGUUUAGGCACUGCACUACUGAGCCUGAUCCGCUCUUUUUGGAGUGGCAACGAAGGUGGACACGUCGAGAGCAGGCUGACUUCAAUCGCACCGUGUCCUCGUUUGGAGUAGUGUAUGACCCAGAGAAGAAGACCUUAGACUGGAGCCAGUUCCGUGCCCUUGCUCGAUUAGAGAGGAAGACGGACGAAAGCUUAGAGAGAUAUUUCCACAGCUUUUUUUCAAUGUGUCGAACUGCAUGUAGACUGCCGCCCAGAAAAGAUGAAGGUAAUGUGGAUCCAUCACUGUUUGUGGAGCCCAUUACAGAAGAGCGAGCUGCCCGAACAUUAUAUCGUAUCGAGCUUUUGAGAAAAGUCCGUGAGCAAGUAUUGCGCCACCCGCUCCUGGGGGCACGACUGCAGCUAUGUCACCCUAGUCUGUACUUGCCCGUCUGGUGGGAGUGUGGCAAACAUGACCGUGAUCUUCUCAUUGGGGUUGCUAAGCAUGGCUUGAGUCGAACAGACUUCUACAUCCUCAAUGACCCCCAAUUAUCCUUCCUGGAGGCCCACCGGAACUAUGUUCAUAAAGAAAACCACAGAUAUCCUGUCCCAGGCUUGCCCCACCACCAUUGCUGCUUGCAUGAUGCCAACCUUGGGCAUUGUCAGUCCCCACAACCUCCAGAGUAUCACCCCACACCUUCACACCACACACCAACACAACUCGUCCAUUCUCAUGGGCAUCACCAGCCCACAGAAGUGGUGGCAUCAGAGUCUGGAAGCUCCCUAGGGAUAGGUACAGGAAUCAGGGAAGGAUUUUUGGAUUGCCAUCCACUGGAUGACUCUCUGGAGUUGGGUUCUUUACAACAUGAAGGCUUGACAUCAGACACACUACAUAGCAAGUCUGGUAAAGAGGCCUUCAAUGGAUUCCCGUUCAAUUCUGCAACUGGUGGGCAGAAUAUGCUAAAUUCGUACGGUGUCCAAGGGGAGCUAAAUGGGUCUCAAGCAGACAUGGCGGACUCCAUAGCUGGGAAACUUCGCAGCGAUGUUCUGGUGGGAGAGCAAGGGUCUUCUGAGGAGACUGGCUUAAUGGCUCCUUCUGUGGAACUAGAUGAACUUCAAACUCCAUGGGAAAGCUCGGACCAUGCUGAAGCCUCUGACAUGUUCAACGAGACUGAUCCCAUCUUGGGAGCGCAAACUUUGGAACCCAGCUUUCUCGAUGCUCCUCAACCAGAAGAUGGACAUGAGGGUGAUGAAACGCUCACUGACUGUUUGAGCAUGCCUAGUUCGGACUCUCAAAGCAACCCUAUUGAACCACUGGCAACGAGCUUCAUGUUGUUCAAAGACCUUAAUGUUGGAGAGACUUCUGUGGAUCAGACAGAUCUAUCAGCCAGUCUUCCAGAAUAUGUUCCACCACCACCACCUCUUGGACUCCCGGAUGUGAGUCUUGACCAGACAGAUCCCAUUAGUGAGGAGCAAGAGGACAAGCUUAGUGAUUCCAACAUCACACAUGGUGUUCCCAGUCCAGAAGAAGGAGCUGAAAGCGUAGGGUUUCAAGAUCUUUCCCCAGACAGCCCAAAGACAAUGGAUACUCAAGAUGAGAUGCCUUCAAUAGCGUCUCCAAGCGAAAAUUGUCUCGAGGAAUCCCAGAAAGGGGACUACAAAGUGCCAUUUGAAGAUUCCAGUGGAGAUUUGAAAGAUCCUUGUGAAGUGGCCUUGGAUGAACCUUACGAAAAGCCUCUAACAGAGCCAGAAAAAGUGCCUUUAGAGGAGUCUUACGAUUUGACUUGUGACGAGACCCUGCAGGAACCUUGCGAAGGGUUUCAGCAAGACACAGCGGAACAGCAGUUGGUGGAAGAACCCUGCAAAGAACCAUCAGAGCCAAUUGAAGAGUGCAAUCUAACUAACACUACUCUCUCAACAGAUUACCCUAUGCCGCCUUCACUCCCAUCAUCUCCUACUACCUUACCUGACACCUCUGAAUCCCCGGGCCUUGACGCAGUCCCAAAACAAGAACUCCUCAUGGAUCCAGUGGUAUCAGAUGUGAAGCCUGAGCCAGAUAGCACUACGCAGAUCCCUCACCUUGAGCAGACUGAGGUUUUGGAAGUAAAGGACAAGAUAAAAGAUGAAAGUGCAAUGGCACCAGCAUUAUUGGGAGAUGUUGAUGGACUACGCUUUGUAUUGCCCAUGUGUGAGAUGGCAGACAGUGUCCAUGAAAUAAGGGAACCAACCAUUGCUCGGCUUCUACAAGAGAAAGCACUCUUCUCCUUCUCAGAGUGGCCUAAGGACAGAGUGAUCAUCAACCGUAUUGACAGUAUCUGCCACACUAUCUUAAAGGGGAAGUGGCCUUCCUCCAGUCAACAGUAUGAGUCUCCCACCUCAUUGACUAACACCUGCGUGCCCAGCAGUGCCCACCAGAGAGCAGGAUUUCUGUCUACCAGAAUGCCUAUUUCUCAGAGCCUUAACUUUAACCCACACACAGUACCCCACUUAGCAAAGGAGCGGUUAGUGGCCCCAGCAUUUCUCCCUGAGCUCAAACGUCCAAGACGGGGUUUUGAAUUUGAGGCAGAAGUUCUUGCCAAACCAAGCAAUCUUGGAGAAAAGAUCCAGGUUGGCAUGCCUCAUCGUGCUAAUGCUCUCCUCCUUAAUGGCUGGCAGGAUGCCGCUAUUGACCUCUCCAAACCAACAGAGCUAACAGUUGGUGGAGACAGUGGGCCAAUCGGUCAGAUGAGCCACACUGUCCAGUCAGCGCCACAUAAAAUAACUGGGAUAGGCUCCAUACAAGGCUCACUGGGAUUGGAUAUGGCUGGCAUUUUGCAGGCUGGACUGAUUCACCCAGUCACAGGGCAGAUUGUCAACGGCGGUCUUCAUCGUGAUGAUUCAAUGUUGAGACGGAGGAAAGGACGGAGAAGAAAUGUGGAGACUCCUGAUCUCAGCUUUAUAAAGGGACGAAGCGUGAACUUGCCUGACCAGCAGAGCGGGUCAGAGAGUAUCAGCCACCCUGUUGUGUCCUCCACAUCCUCCCAGUCAGAAGGCCCUCCAGCCACCCCGACUACACUUCCUACUCAGCCUCCAGCCUCAGAGGCCAUGAAUGUGAGCUUGGACAGGGAAACAGCCAAUAAAGGCCUAAUUGAAUGGCUCAGACAAAACCCCAACUACAACAUGGAGCUUUCUGCUUUUCCGUCUCAGAAUGCAAGCAUGUUGCACAGUUUCUUGGAGCGUCCGAAGCAGAGAAGGCAUCGCUGCAAAGACCCAACCAAGCUCAAUGUCAACUCUCUAACUGGGGAGGAGAGAGUCCCAGUAGUGCACAGAAACACAGGCCGCAGGCUUGGAGGCGCUAUGGCUCCAGCCAUUAAAGAGCUCUCCCGAUGGCUGGAUGCAAACUCCGAAUACUCUGUGGCUCCUGAUUGGGCAGAUGUGGUGAAGCACUCAGGUUUUCUGCCAGAGGGCAAAUUCACACGCAUCCUCUCUGGACCCGUAUGUCGGGAUCCCGGUCCACGUAGGAGAGGCAGGCGACCCCGCAGUGAGAUGCCCAAAGCCCACGAGCUCCCCGCUGGCAUGGGUCCGCUCUUCAUGAAUGGUGGGCUCAUUGGCAGCAUGGAUCUGGUUAGCUUACCCAAUCUCCGCAAUGUCCCUGGCAUCCCGCUAACCGGUAUCAUGGGCUUUCCUCAUGGUUUCGCCACUGCCAUACCAUCAGGAGAUGAUGCCAAGAAUGGACUCAGUAUGCUGCCCAUGAUGCUCCACGGCAUGGCAGCCGUGCAGCCGCCCAUGUACAGCGCUCACAUGAGUGGAAUGAUGAAUCAACCUCUGUCCACUGCAAUGUCCACUACGUCCACUGCAACUGCAUCCUCCACUACAGCGAGCGUGACUUCUACGAACUCCGCAACCGUAACCUCAUCCUCCAACCCAGCAGAUAGUUCGGAUUUUGCGCCUCAGCAUGAUAACGCAAGCUCUCCGAUGAGCACGGAGAAUGGGAAUAUGGAGGACGCAAAGCAAGGAGGGGAAGAGAAGAAAGUGUCCGCUUCAGUGUCUACAGCUGCGGCCACUAGCAGCAGUAGUAGUAGUAGCAUCACAAGCACCGGCAGCCAUUUGACCUUUAACCCUUUUCUAAUCCCAGGAUUGUCACAUAGUCUGUUGUAUCCUCAUAUGUUCUUGCCACCGGGCAGUAUAAUGGCGCUGCCCGCCAUGACCGCAGCAGACAGCACGGGCAGCCCCAAGAGGAAAAGGAAGAAGGUUAGGCAGGAAGGACCAGAGGAGGGAAGCAGCAAUGUUGGUGUACAUAUAGAUGGUGUGGAAUCGAAGGAGGUUAAAGACGAACAGACACCCAAACAAAAGAGCCAAGAGGGCGGAAUGGAAGAAGGCAGACCUGAUGUAGAUUUAGCUCAGGUCAAAGAUCCUUCUGAGGAUAGAAGUACUGAGGAAAAGGACAAAAACGAGAUGGGAGAGGAACCUAGGGCAAAUGCUCAAGGCUUGUGUGUCAGUGGAGACUAGAAUGCAUCCUCAUGUUUGGGCCACAGUACUUUUAUGUGUGUCGUGUCGGUAGAAGUUUGUGUAUAGGACUUUGCUUAUCAACGUAUUGUUUAUAGAUCUGCCCUUGUAAUUUCACUGACAUCUACACUUCCUUCUGGGUGUGUGCUAAAGAUAUAGACACUUGAAGCAUGCAAACACUCAGAGGUCUUGAAUCCUGAAAAAGGGACAAACAUCAUCAUUGGUGUUAGCGUGUUCCUUUUGCAUCAUGGGAAUGGAUACUCAGACAUUUCUGUCUGUUGACGGAGAACGCUCUUAGUGACCCCAGCAUUUUCCCCCUUCGAUUAGGUGUUAUUCACUAGCAUCUUUCACAGAUUCUCAGAAAGCGGUAGGAUGUUGGUAUUGUGCAAAAAACAGACGGCAGUCUCACUUCAUAUUCGUGUUUCUGAUCACGCUCUUAUAGUUGCAUAAGUCCUAGAUUUAUGUUUUGAAACCUAAUGUAAAGAAAACAUUCGUUCCAUUGGUAGAUUACCAGCAGAGCUGCAUCUGAUACAGUCUCGAUGGACCACAGUAUUUUGUUCUUAGUUGCUUGCUGCUAUGUAUUCAUUUUAGUGAAGAUUUUAACCUAAAUCUUUUACAAAGCUAUAGGUGGCAUGAGUGCAACAUGGUGAGUGCAGUGGAAACUCAAAAAGAGCAAGGCUUGAAAUUGAUGGCAAAGAACAAUCCUGAGAUUGAUUUAUCUUUUGUUUUGUUUGUCAUAUUGUUUUUGGUGUCGUUUCCACAUGGUUGCUUUGAUAAGAUGCCCCCGUUGGGAUACUACUAAUCAUUUAUAGAGAUGGCUAUAUAUACUUAGAGGUGCUGCAUGUUCAAGAGCGAAGGUUUAGUGCCGUAGAUGAGACUCUGUUCUGGUAUUGGUACACGGGCUUAUAAAAUAAGUCUGAUGCAAAACAGGUGAUAGAACAUUGCGAGAACUGUGUGUUGUUGUUUUUUUAGUGAAUUUAAAGGGAUAAUUCACCCCCAAAUUAAAUUUCU